AUGUUCAGUGUCGUAAUCACCUGGCUCUUCUGCCUCUGCAUCGACCGUGAUUUCCUGAAGGCUACGAUUCUUUCCUUUGCCGCUAUCUGGUUAUCCCUCUUCGGUUUCUUUGCGAGCCACAAUGCGCCGAAUGACAGUGUUCCCCCAACCGAGGGUGACGAGAAGGUCGGCUUCUACGGAAAAGAGGACCACGAGUACAACAACGGCUGGCGCUGGGCAGUCUCCUGGUCAUUGGCGACGGUGUUCUUCGCCGCGCACGUCGGCUUGCAGCGGGCAAACAUCAUCCAGGGCCCGUACGGCGAGAAGGACAGCGAGGUGCAGAAGAUCGAGACGUAA
Symbiodinium necroappetens is the source of this 336-nucleotide messenger RNA. NCBI's taxonomy places the organism in Eukaryota, Dinophyceae, Suessiales, Symbiodiniaceae. The record is from the annotation of a GenBank genome assembly.